Molecule: messenger RNA, 3982 nt
Organism: Bacillus rossius redtenbacheri
Lineage: Eukaryota; Metazoa; Arthropoda; Insecta; Phasmatodea; Bacillidae
Exons: 5
Coding region: 140-2086 (648 amino acids)
Cellular component (GO): nucleus
Molecular function (GO): zinc ion binding; sequence-specific DNA binding
Source: RefSeq, a predicted model, not a curated record
CAAUGCGCAUGUGUCAAGAGAAAGAUACUCUAGCUUCAACCAUGGCUUAAUUUUUUAAAAAGAUAAAUUUGCUGUGUGUGUAUGAUUAAUAAAAGAUUCUGUAUCAAAAAUUAGAAUUGUUUAAAACUCUAAUUUCAAAAUGGGGGGUGUUAAAAAGUGUGCAGUCUGCAAAAGAAGUGAAAAAAUACCUGGCGUUAGACUGUUUUCUUUUCCAAGACAAAAAUACAGGUGUGACCAAUGGCUGCAGAACAUAGGCAACCCGGAAUUGUUCAAGUUCUCAACGUAUCGUCUAAGUGUAGCUUACAAAGUGUGUGAACAGCAUUUUGAAAGGAACUGUUUCUUCAGCGACAUGCUGAACAGACUUGCACGCGAUGCCGUGCCCACUCUGUUUGGUCUGAAUGUCAAACGACACGUGGCAAUAGAUGGUGCUGUUUUGAAACACCAGCAGAACAAGUGUCCCACUGAGAAGUUUCAAAAGUUAAGUGCUCUCUGUCAUGAAGGCGUAGAUUGUGAUAAAGUCUCCGGCAGGAUGCCUGGAAACACAACUCCUGUCUUGGGACUAGAAAAUUUUACUGACAGCAAGCUACCGCAAGAACACAUGACAUGCACUGAUAAUACUUUGAAUAAAAAUGAUGAAUUUAACUUUUGUGUUAAUGAAAUCCCACAGCACGAUUUCCAUCAGCUAAGUGUCUUGUCUGUGUGUCCUAGUAGAUUAGAAGAUGCUAAUAACAAGCAAAUAAACACCCAAGAGAAGGUUUCUCUUCAAAUUGAUAAAAUGUGUGAAUCAGAAAGCAAGGAACUUGUACCUUCUACAGAAGCACAUCUUGCAAAUACUUGCAGAACAGAAGACAGCAGCAGUCCUAUUUCAGACGGGGAUGGAGUCUCAGUAGAGCACUUUCUCCACAGCUGGAUUGUUGAAUGUGAUCUAAAUGAAAAUGAAAACUCUAGCACUUUGUUUGGCGGUAUCGGUGAACGAGUGAGCGACAAGAAAGAGUGUGAGCAUGAUAUUGGCGAGGCUACUAUGUCGUUCAGCGAAGUGUCGGAGACGGUUGGUGGAGCGGAAGGUGACCUGGAGCAGGAACAGUUUUCAGAUUACAUGGACGUAGGAUCCAUGAAUGGCUUGGACCAGUCAGAUUUUCUGCACAGUUGGAUGCCCGGCAGUAGUAUCGUCAGCAACAAGGGACACGUAUCAAAUGAAAGGAUAGAUGAGCAGCAGUGUGCUCUUUCAGACUUAGCUAUUGGUUUGAUGGCUGAAGGAACAGAACACGAAAAAAUUAGUGCUGUUAAAGAUAUCACUGUGUGCAACUGGGCAAAUGAAAAAGUUUUCUCUGGUUUGCCAAAAUUGUCGCACGAUGAUUAUGAUGAGUUAAGCGUUUGUGAACAAGAUAGUUCAGAACCCACACACUUUGGAAGUAUAUCUUUACUUGGGCUUUGUGGGGAAGAACAUCCUGUUGUGUCUCCUGGGAAUAGAGUUGGUUCCAGUGACGAGUUGCCCCUGUGUGACAGCUUGCCUACAGAGACCUCUUGUGAGAAUGUGUUUACUUGCCAAAAAUUUGUCAGAAAGAAAUUAUCGGGUUCGACCAAUUCAAGUAAAGAAAACUUUCCAAAAGCAAUUUCAUCAGCAGAUAUAAAUUUUCUGCCUGUAGAAUUUUCUUUCAAUAAAGAUUUUCCAACAAUUCAGCUAGUGCAGCCAGAUAGUGUUAAACUUUCAGACGAAUUGUGCCAAGUAACGUACACAUCAGAUGGAAUUGCAGUCACUGAGGCUAAUUUAAAUCCCACAUUACAUUCUUGUAAUGUUUCUAAACUAAGCCAAGGAAGUGAUUUGAGCCAAAAUAUUUCCUGUACUGAUCAGGUAAAUUCCAAGGAAAAUGUGAACAGCUUCGUGCCUCCUAAAAGUGUAACUCUAAAUGUCUCAGACUCAAAAGAAGCAUCAGAUAGCACUAAUUAUGUGGUGUGCAGCUUUGAAAGCAUUUGCCGCUUGUGCUUGGCUGUAGACCAAGUCAUGUAUCCAAUUUUCAGUGACUCGAACUCAAUGACUGAUAAGGAUGUAGUGUCAUGCAUACCAGUCAAGCUCCUCCCUCCCUAACUUCCACGCCUCCUUCCCCUCCGAAUCGUCUGCAGGUAGGGGAGGGCCACUCCUCCCUCAAGGACAACUUACACGAACGAACUUCACUCGCUUCGCGAUGAGGCUGAAAGGUGCAAAAAGAUGACCGAUAUCCCAAAAUGGUUUGCAAGAAAUGUUAUGAUCAAAUGGCAUGCUGGCAUAAGUUCAAAGAAGUUUGUUUUAAAUCACAGUCAGUACUGGAGCACCUUUCUAUCGGUACAAGAAAUGAGUGUACAAAUACUAAAAAGCAGGAAAAAAAUAUUUGCAUCAGUUUGCCCUCAGAAAGUAUUAAAGAAGAAUUGAAGGUUAGUUCAAGAAGUACACAGACAGUGCCAAUAGUGGACCUAAUUAUUGGUGAAGAGCCUCUUAUAAAUGAGCCUGGUAUGGUACCCCAAAACAAGGAACAUGAUUUGAUUUGUCACAAAAUAAAACAAAGACAGUUGACCUUGCUUAAGAAAAAACCACUUAGUGAAAUGAAAGUGCAUAAGGCCAAGGAAAUAAUUUCCAGGAAACGUAAUAUUAACAAAGCUCAGAAUUGCGUAGGAAGGAAACCCUCUUCUAGUACUUCUUCCAGCACGUCUGCAUGUGAUGGGGCCAGGCAAAACAAAGUCGUAAAUGUAAUGAAACAUCUUCAUUUCAGUGGUCUCAAACCAGGCUGUCGCUUGACUGUAGCUGAUAAAAGGUAUUUGAUAGUGGGUACCAAGUCGGCUUCUAAACCUGGCAUUGGGCUGUAUACAAAACCAGAUUUUAGCACUGAAACAGAUUUUAAACAUUGUCAUGAAAUUGAACUUCCAACUUAAAACGUUUUAAAGUGUGCAUAGGUAUUUGUGUAUGAAAUGUGUGCACAAAAAGUAAAUGAAUCUAGCGUUACAGUAUUAAAAUCAUAAAAGAUAUUGUUUAUGUGUUUGUUGUCAACAUAUGUAGGUACUGUUGUGGUGCGUUAUAUUUAUACAGUAUUUAUAAGUUUUUGUCACUGUUUUAUCAAAAAGGAGUACAAAUAAGAAGCAGUUUAUAUAAUUGUCUGUAAUAUAUUUUUUUUUUUUUUACUUUUGUAUGUUAAUGUUGAGUUUUUAGAUAGUGGUAAUUGUUAAUAGAACUUUAAAAAAUUUAGCUGAUUCUAUUUUUGGAUACAUUUUUUUUUGUGAUGAGUGUAAGUUGUCACAAAUAUGCCUUCAUUUUUUCAUUGAAGUUAAAAAAAAAUUUUUCAUCAAGUAACUCUUCAUAAACUUCAAUCUUGAAGCUACAUAUACAGUUGUGUUCGAGUAUUUCCUCGCCACUCUUCACCUCUUUCCCCCCCCCCCCCCCCCUCACUCCAAGAACAUAGAAUAUUGACUGUAUGUGGAAUAAACUACCUGACCUGUCUAUGUAGGUACCUUGAAGUUCUGACUGCAGUGGUUGCUGAAAGCUGUACACAUUCACAUAGGAGCUAUUAUUUUUGCCCAGUUUGUGCUGUUGUCAGUUACAGUUAGGACCCUGAAUAAGGGCUAGUACAGAUGGGGGGAUGGGAGGGGAUAUAUUCUGCCCUACCUAUCUCCCCCCCACCCUCAUCCAUCAUAACAUUUCUAUAAUUCCCACCAACAAAAGGAAAGACAUAAGAGCAAAACAGCAGGCAACUUGGUUCUAUUCCCCCCCUCCCCCCUCCCAUUCCAGAAUUGAAUCCGUGUAUUCUGCUACCGUAGAAUGAAUAAAGAUUUAAAGAAAAUGUAGGCAUCUGCGCACUAUGUUAAACUGUGCUUUUUCAUUGAGCAGUGAAUUCCUAACUAUGAAAAAUUAAGGUAGUUUACAUGUUUGUGGCACUUGUUUAUCAAUGUUUAGUGUGUAUAGACAUCUUUCAUAUUUAUAAUGCAAAUACAAAAUAUAAUGAUGAGUUUUAAAGCA